GGAUAAUACCGAAGGGUCCCGGCGGAGUGAGGAGCAGCGCGCGGACGGGACGGGAGGGUUCGGGGAUACCCGAACAGAGGGGAAGAGAUGCCAACCCACUGGUUCGUUUCAUCAUAGGGCUCCAUAUAGAUAUUCAUCAUGAAAUCUUGACAAUUUUUAAGUUAAAGUUAUACAAUAAACUGGUCAUGGGGUAAUAGGGCCUUAAAAAAGGCUAAUAAGUCAGAUCAUGCAAAGUAAAGAAGGGAACAUUUCGGCGCAUUGUAAGAACAUCCAAAGGUAACCAUGGUGCGGGGGAGCCUCCCGGGCUGGGGGCAGCAGGACCCAAAAGAGGUGCUGGUGCACGUGAACGUAGGAGGGCUGAAGAGGAGCCUUUGCUCCAGCACCCUGAGGAACUUUCCAGAAACCAGACUGGGGAAGCUGCUGAGCUGUGACACAGAGGAGGCCAUCCUACAGGUGUGUGAUGACUACGACGUGCAGCAGAAGGAGUUUUAUUUUGACAGGAAUCCCGGUCUCUUUCCUUACCUUCUUCACUUCUACCAGACGGGAAAACUACACAUCAUGGAGGACCUGUGCGUCUUCUCCUUCAGCCAGGAGAUAGAAUACUGGGGCAUCAAUGAGUUCUUCCUGGACAGUUGCUGUAGUUACCGUUUCCAUGACCGCAAGCUAGAGAGCAGCCGCCAUCGCAGCUGGGACGAUGAGAGCGACGUCAGCAGUGUGGACACGUCCGUGGACGAGAUCUCUGAUCUAAACAGGGACAUGCUGCGUUUCCAGGAAGUGCCCUAUGGCAAUGCAAGGCGGUGUCUCUGGCUGACCCUGGAGAACCCUGGCUACUCCAUCCCCAGCAAGGUGUUCAGCCUGCUGUCCAUCAGCGUGGUGCUCACCUCCAUCGCUGCCAUGUGCAUCCACAGCAUGCCAGAACACCAGAGCUUCGACGAAGAUGGGAAACUGAUGGAAGACCCCAUCAUGCAGAUUCUGGAGGUCUUCUGUACCUGCUGGUUCUCCUUUGAGGUGGCGACAAGGCUGCUGCUAGCUCCUAACCAGAGGAAGUUCUUCCGCCAUCCUCUGAACAUCAUAGACUUGGUGUCUGUGGUCCCUGUCUACAUCACUGUGACCUUUGACCUCAUGCUGGGGGAAGCGUCAGAACGCGGAAUUCUGGGGGCACUCCUUCAGGUCUUUCGCUUGAUGCGAAUAUUUCGGGUGUUGAAGCUGGCCAGACACUCCACAGGCCUCCGAUCUCUGGGAGCCACGCUACAGCACAGCUACCGCGAGGUGGGCAUCCUGCUGCUGUACCUGGGGGUCGGGGUCUCUGUGUUCUCCGGCAUGGCCUACACCGCCGAGUACGAAGAGGAUGUCGGUCUGGACACCAUCCCGGCGUGCUGGUGGUGGGGGACGGUCUCCAUGACGACGGUGGGCUACGGCGACGUGGUCCCGGUGACGGUGGCGGGGAAGCUGGCGGCCAGCGGCUGCAUUCUGGGCGGCACCCUGGUGGUGGCGCUGCCCAUCACCAUCAUCUUCAACAAGUUCUCCCACUUCUACCGCAAGCAGAAGGCUCUCGAGGCCUCGGUGCGCAACCACGACCCCCAGCAGGGGGUCCGCCGCGCCCAGGAGGGGCCGGAGCCGUCCUCAGACGGAGACAGCCGCUGUCUGGACGACGACGACGACGAGGAUGAGGAAGAGGAUGAGGAUUAUGAUGUGGACUUUGAGGAGGAUGGGGGCGUUGUUAACUACAGCUAUGUGGAGCAUCCUUCAUACACUGGGAGGACGGAGCGAUGCUGACUGGGAGGACUGGAGUGGACUGGGAGCAGGGGUGUGGACUGGGAGGAGGACUGGUGUGGACUGGGAGGACUGGUGUGGACCGGGAGGAGUGGUGCAGACUGGGAGGAGGAGUGGUAUUGAUUGGGAGGAGUGGUGUGGAUUGGGAGGAGGAGUGGUGUGGACUGGGAGGAGGAGUGGUGUGGACUGGGAGGAGUGGUAGUGCUGACUGGUUGGAAGAGGAACACUCAAACACCAAGGUUGAAGUCAUGUGUUGCGAAGCCCAAAUCAUACAGAGCGCACAUUUUGCCUCAUAUUUGUAGCGCGGCUCAAACUUAGAACUAGAAUCAUACUGUUUUCUUAGGGCGAGUGUAGCAGGACUAGGUUCUUCUGUUUGCUUCAAAAAAAAUGAAGCAAGUGUCUUCCCAAUGCAGCGAUGUGCUUCAGGCUUUAGACUGUUCACUUACUGACUGACUGCUGUUUGACCAACCAAAUGAACAAAACCGCUCACCACUACAAAACAGGACAAAACAGGAAGUUAGGGGGAAAUUAUAUGGUCUGACAUCCUCUCAGCGAUCUCUCCUCAGUAUUCAGCUUUACCCUUGUUAAGACGCAAUGGCAGGACACUCAAAUGCUAAACCCUCGAUGUCUCUCAACCAAUGACGUCCAAGCGGGGCGGAGCUUAGGUGUAUUUUUUUUACAAUCUAGCAUGUACAACCCAAAGAGCUAACAAAUGUUUUUAAUGAGCAUCACUUCACCACCUCUGUUAGUUUUAAGUAAUCUAAAAUAUAAAGUUAUACAUAUCUUAUCUAGAUUAUAUAAAUGAAGGGUCUUCCUUUGUCUGGGACGUCUGUUACGACAAGGUCUGAUGGCAUUGUCUUACUGUUUGUUUCAUGUUUUCAUGUUUUGAAAAGCUUCAAAAUGUAUGACUAGCCGUUACGAUUAAAGUGACGCUUUCAUCCAAAACCAAAGUCAGGUGAGCAUAAUUUGCUCUAUAGUCCGUCACCUCAAAUAAUGUCUCCCAACAUACCACUAUCUUUGACCAAAUCAUUCUGUGCAUAACUGUAGAAAUUAUUAAUUCAAAGAGGGUUUUAGUGGACAGGAGAAGAGCAAUAAAACAGCAUAGAGGGAUUAGUAUUGCCUCUAUGUGCCCUAAGUGGGAGCAAUAUACUAAUUACUACAGCCCUGAGUUGACACUGAUUUUUCAUUCAUUGCUGAUCCCCUUGUCAGCAAAAUAAAGUUAUUAUGGGCUGACUUUUCCGUUAAAUAAAAAACACAUACUCACCCUGAAUGAUCCAACUCCCAAACUUUCCCUGAUACCAAAGCCAUCUGGUCAGGCUAAGACCGGAACCAGAGACAGAUAUUACUGUUUUUAGGGGGACAUAAUUCAGGAGAGCAGGUCCCUGUAAACCUAUGCAUCUUCAUUACAUCUAUUGAAUGUAUUCAAAACAAUAAACAAUGACCAAUCAUUGGUGACAGUA
Molecule: messenger RNA, 3233 nt
Organism: Gadus morhua (Atlantic cod)
Lineage: Eukaryota; Metazoa; Chordata; Actinopteri; Gadiformes; Gadidae
Product: potassium voltage-gated channel subfamily S member 2
Exons: 10
Coding region: 283-1776 (497 amino acids)
Biological process (GO): potassium ion transmembrane transport; action potential; protein homooligomerization
Cellular component (GO): voltage-gated potassium channel complex; membrane
Molecular function (GO): protein binding; delayed rectifier potassium channel activity
Source: RefSeq, a predicted model, not a curated record